UUAUUUUGUGUUAAACCAGUCCAUGUUUUUUUUUUCAAAAUAAGUUUAGAAAGGACACAAUAUUUAACUGUAAAAAAUGGCUUCAAGCACACUAAAUGAUUCAAAGAUAACAGAUUAUUUCCCACCAAGCCCUUCAUUGGAUGACUCCCAGUCCCAUCACACUUCACUGACUGAUAAAGAGUUAGAUACAAAUCUGAGCUCACAACAGUCAAAAGAGCUUGACCAAUUAUCUAAUUCUUCUGUGGUGAUCACCCCUAAAUCCUCCCCCAAUAAAGACCAGUCUGGUAAUGAAGGGGAGACUAAUGUUGCUGAUAACAAGGAAAGGGAGACUACUCAACAACCUGAAUGCAAAAAGACUCUUUCUAAAAAGUUGGAGGAGGAAGCUGUGACAAGUGAGCAGCCUCAAAGGCCGAAAUCCCGAAAGAAAGGACGGAAAAAGAAACAGGCAGUGAAACAGCCGGAAACCAGCAAAUCUGAUGCUACCAGUAAUGAUGUCACUAACAAUCCAGCCAAACCGAAAGCUCCAAGGAAAAAGAAGACAGAGUGUGAUGGUUUAAAGAAUACACUAGUCACUGAUUAUUUCCCAGUGAGGAGAAGUGACCGCAAAAGUAAAUCUGAAGUCCAGAAAGAGAAAGAUGAAGAAUUAUUUACAAAGAUAUUGAGUGGUUGUGAAGAUGGGCUCAAGGUUGAAGAGAUUGAGAACAAAGGUCGUGGUGUCAUGGCAACAAAGAAGUUUCUACGUGGAGAUUUUGUUGUGGAAUACUGUGGAGACUUGAUAAGUAUACCUGAGGCAAAGGAACGAGAUGCCAAAUAUUCCAAAGAUCCAACAAAAGGGUGCUACAUGUAUUACUUCCAGUUUAAAAAUAAAAAAUAUUGUAUUGAUGCAACAGCAGAGAGUGGUAAACUCGGUCGCCUUUUAAACCAUAGUAAAACCAACGGCAACUGUCACACAAAACUUAUAGAUGUACGAGGUAAACCAUACCUUAUCCUGGCUGCAUCCAGGGAUAUUCAAGAAGGGGAAGAACUCUUGUAUGACUAUGGAGAUGAAGCAAAUCCUCCUUGGAGUCGCAUCCUUGGUUGAAAGCAUGAUAGUGUAAAUAGUUAGGAAAAAGGGACAUUCAGAUAUUUUACCUCAUGCUUGUCGUCCAGUGAUAUUAUAGCAAGCAAUCAUUCAAUGCUCAGCUUCUGUGUAAAAGUUCAUUUACUAGUCAUGCAAAAGUAUUGAACAAUUUAAUCUGAAGAUUUGUCAUUGUCAAGCAUUUAAGACUGUUCUGACAAAUGUAGCAUUAUGAGACAGUUUGUUUGUCUAUUUUAAUGGGUUGGGAUUUCUAUAAAGCAGUAAGUUGGGGAAAACUGUAUUUAUUUUUUAUAUUUCACUUGUGCCAUUUCUUCGUGAGACAAGAAAUCCUAAUUUGAUUAUUUUAAUUGACAUUUUUUUUAGAUCAAUUAGAAUCUCGACAUAUCAGAAGUGUAACAGGAUAUUCCAGUGGCAUUAUAAGAUUGGUACGUGAGAAGAGUUGUAUGAAAGUUGAUUGUCGAAUGUAUAUAAUAUGAUAAAGGUGCUUCAGAAGGUGUUAAGUGUUAACCGACCUGUGGUGUAAUUGUUGUUGAUGUUACAAAUGCUUGUUGGGGGAAUUAUUGUGUAUGUUCAAAAGGGCUUUGGUGGAUUUUUAAAAAAAGUUCUACAUGCCAGUUAUUGCAUUUUGUGUAUGUUCCGCUUUCCUUUAGGGAAAAUUAAUAUUUAGACAUAACUGAUGUUUAUUUUUAUCAGAAAAUCAAUUGAAAUAGAUGAAUAGUGUUAUAAUUCUGCAUGGGAUGGACAUUUUUUCAUUACAUGAAAUUUAUCACUUAUUCUCCUAAAAGUUAAAAGGGACUUUAUUGUGAGAAAAUACUCAUGUUCUGAUAUUUUUGGAAAGUAAGAAUAAUUAUUAGUUAACUGAUCUCAUUUGUAAAUACAAUGUACAUUGUACAUUUUUAUGGGUGUGUGUGUGUGUUCGUGUGUGUGUGCAUGUGUUUGUGUGUGUCAGCUUUUACAGUGGAUGCUGCGUGUUUUAGUUGCAAAAAGGAGGAUUCAGUGAAAUGAUUGUAAUCUAUAGAUUUUUUUAAUAUAGAAAAUGACUGAGAUUGAUAUUUAUCUGAGCUCAUAUGAUUUUUUUUUUUCGAAUCCUUACCAAGUUCAGAGAUUUACAUGUAUAUACUGUACUGUAUCAUGUUAAAAGUUGUCAAAAAAUGUAAUAUGAUGUUUGCAGUGUUGUUACUUUUUGAAUAAUAGUAAGUUUGAUUACUAUUAAGCUCAAUAAAGUGGCAACACCACUCAAACUGAAGUAAAUUUUUUAUGGCUUAAAUCUGUUUACAAGAAACAAUCAUGCUAUUGUGAUGGCUGUGUUUUUUUUUACAAGUUCAUUUUUUAAGCAAUUUUAAAGUUUUCACCUUGAAACUUUGAGUACAUAAUAAUCAUGAUGAGAUGUUGUAAGACAAGGGGCAAUAUUUUAGGAGUUUUGCCCCUUUUUAAGAAUUUUUGUUAAUUUGCCUAUGAAAUAGAAUAUUUUUAAAAUAUCAAAGCUUUCCUCAUGAAACUUGGAAAACUUUAUCUACAGUGUAUUAUAUAUCAAAAUGCUUGUAGUUUUGCAAGUUUUGUAUAUCUUACAUUAAUUUGCAUUUACAAACAGGUUUAUUUUCUUGAAUAGGCAUGAUUUUUGUCAAUUCCUGACCGUUUACACUAAAGUGGUCUAUAUAAGUUCUAAGCUUUGGUCACAAUCAUAAACUAAACUGAAUAUAUUUAUUUUCAUAUGAAUGAGAAGUCAUUUACAAAUUUUUGAUGUAUGUGGACAAUGUAUAACUAGUUUCAUAAGUUUAUAUACCACUUUCCUUAUAUGACAUCAUUCUUAUAUAAUAUGACACUGUUAUAUGGCAGUGUUCUUAUAUGACACUGUUCUUAAAUUAGAUGAAACUGUUAUAUGACAGUGUCCUUAUAUCACAGUGGUCUUAUAUGACACUGUUAUCAUCAUAAUGUGACACUAUUCUAUAUUAUAUGUCACAGAUAUUUUGUGACACCUAUCCAGCAGGUGCUACAGAAUUGUUCGAUGUCCACUUUUGUUUUUACUGCAGAUAAAAUGUUGAAUAUUCCAAGUGAGAGUAUCUAAAAUACUUCAUGUUUAAAUCAUUUAUCAAAACUUUUUUUCAUUAACCAUUGAUUAAAUGGUAAAGUAUUACAAAUAUAUCAAAAGUGAGUAUUUGAGGGUAUUCAAUUCAGUAUAUCUUUCAUAUCUGGUGCAAAUUAUAAUGUGAUUAUUUUUAUAUUUUGCCUGGUAUAAUUGUUUAAUUUGUCAAAGAAUGAAUGUCUUAUUGAAACAAGUUAUACUACAAUAAUGAUUGAAAUUUUUUUAUGUCCAAUUUGUUAAAACUGUUUACACAUCAUAAUUGUAAGUUUUAAAUAAUGUGUUUUGUUGCAAAUUAAUAUCAACAAAUUAAAGCAUUAUCAGAUAAAA
Messenger RNA from Ruditapes philippinarum (Manila clam), 3488 nucleotides. RefSeq names its product N-lysine methyltransferase KMT5A-like. The record is from RefSeq and is a predicted model, not a curated record. Lineage: Eukaryota; Metazoa; Mollusca; Bivalvia; Venerida; Veneridae. Gene Ontology annotation, molecular function: protein binding; histone H4K20 methyltransferase activity.